AUGGUCCGCGAAAUCGCUAAGCACCUGAUGACUGUCCGCUGGCACGAGAUCCGUUUUCUUCCGCCUCACAUGGAGCUGUUCUUGGAGAAGUCCAAGACCGACCAGUAUCGUGUCGGUCGUUGGGUGCUGAUUGCUCGAGUCGGCGGUCCCUACUGUCCGGUUGGUCUUACCGAGUAUCUUCUCGAGCUUGGUCAGUACUCUCAGUUUGGUCCGGGUGGCCUCAUCCGGACCGUCACGAUUUCCUCUCAGCAGUAUCUGCGCGCAACCCAGCCCGCGUACACGACGGUCAACUCCUGGUUCAAGGACGCAGCCUCCCGCCUGGGGCUUGAUCCUGCGCUGUACAGAACGCAUUCCGGACGCCGCGGUGGCGCGACGCGCGCCGCCAACGUGGACGUCCCUGACCGCCUCUUCAAGGAGCACGGCUUCUGA
This is a messenger RNA of Klebsormidium nitens, 429 nucleotides long. NCBI's taxonomy places the organism in Eukaryota, Viridiplantae, Streptophyta, Klebsormidiophyceae, Klebsormidiales, Klebsormidiaceae. The record is from the annotation of a GenBank genome assembly.